Rhinocladiella mackenziei CBS 650.93 is the source of this 3420-nucleotide messenger RNA. RefSeq names its product calcium/proton exchanger. Bases 1 to 3420 code for a protein of 1139 amino acids. Gene Ontology annotation, cellular component: endomembrane system; membrane. Gene Ontology annotation, biological process: calcium ion transmembrane transport; intracellular calcium ion homeostasis. The transcript is spliced from 2 exons. NCBI's taxonomy places the organism in Eukaryota, Fungi, Ascomycota, Eurotiomycetes, Chaetothyriales, Herpotrichiellaceae. Gene Ontology annotation, molecular function: calcium:proton antiporter activity. The record is from RefSeq and is a predicted model, not a curated record.
AUGUCGCCCGGUGAUACUUCUCAGAAGAGUCCCGGCAUCAAACCGGCUCAGGAUUCACAAUUUAUCUCGAGAUCUGUCCCCGAGAAUCUCGAACGAAUCGACGAGAGCUCUGGUCAAGAUACGACGAUUCGACGUGAUUAUGGCACCCUUAGCAAUGUUCCAGCUUCCAGCAGUCAAAAACCACGCAGUUCCUACCGCUCCGAUGAUGGUGCAGACGGAUCUUCAGGUAUGACACCUCUGUCGCCGCAAAACACGAAGCCCAAGAAGCCCGCGCCGAUGAGGAGAGCUUCUACACGGAAACAACUGCCACACCGAGGAGAACAGUUUUCCGUCGACGACGAUCCUUCCGAGGUGGAGGAAGAUCGAACUCCCCUCACACCUAGCCUACAACCUUUUCCCACCCUCACUCGACAGCAAUCCACAGUUCGUCGACGAAACGUUGCCGCUCAGCCUCAGCUACCGCGUGUUGAUUCGGCCGAGGAAGAGGCCGAGGAAAUGAAUCAAGAGGGACCUGUCCUGGACCAGUCAGAAGAGAAUACAGCGGAUGGGGAAGAUGCGGGAUUGGAAGAAUCGGAGGAACAAGAUCUAAGCGAUGCCGAGAGUUUUACUUUGAAAGACCGACAGCUGGCCAUCAACCAAACCCACCCGUUUGGUAUCCGGAUCUGGAAGCCGGCCUUGUACAAAAAGAAUAGAUCGGUCGAGAAAGGAGCCGAGGAAGAUAUCCACUCCUCCCCCAGCCAAAUCGUGAGCAAGUGGUUGUGGGCAUUUAACUGUCUAUGGACGGUCCUUUUUGGCUGGUGGCUGGCCGCCGCGGCGACCAUUGGUGCGCUCGCUUGCUAUUUAUUUGCCUUUGACCCCAGUGCGGCUGCAUAUGGCCGAGUCUUUUUGGGCCUCUCCGGUUACCUUUUCUGGCCGUUUGGCAAAUUCGUCAAACUUGAACAGGAUGAGAAUUAUGUCGAAGAAGAUGAAGGCGAAGGCCGGAGCAUUAGCGAGUAUGAAAGAUGGCAGAGCGGUGAUCUUGAAUAUGGUCGACUGAUGUUCGGACCAACUCUCACCCAUAGCGGUUCCAUCGUGGGGCGACACAGGAACAGUAUCGACUCGGCCAACGAGAACGACAGCCUUCUCGCUCGAAGUGGGAGAACAGACAGAGCAGACACCGGCGUCAGCACCAAAACGAAACGUCGACUUUUCGGACGCGGUCAAUGGACUUUGGGCCGGGUCAUCUUCUUCGUUUUCUUCUACUUCAACGUGGCACCUCUGAUGCUCCUGGUUUCCAUGAUAUGUUGGCUGAUGGUUUUCUGGAUCCCCAUGGGUCGGGUCACACUCAUUCUCUUCUACCACCUGCGAAAACGUCCUCUGUCGUUGACCUUCCAUCGUGAUGUUUCACACGCUCGAAACUCCACCAAACCAUCGUCGAUCAUCCUUUGCACCUACCGGGCGGUCGGAACGAAGUAUUGGAAAUACACGGUUGAUGGCACCAAUAUCUUCCUCAUCAACUUCCUGGCGAUCGUCGUCUUCGUCAUUCUGGACUACUUUGUCCUGAAGGAAGGCCUUGGUCUCAACAUUUGGCUCACGAGUCCCGCACUCAUGUUCACACUGGCACUCAUCUCCAUUAUUCCCUUGGCCUAUUUCAUUGGCCAGGCGGUGGCGUCUAUUUCGGCACAGUCGUCCAUGGGCAUGGGAGCUGCGGUCAACGCCUUUUUCUCGACCAUCGUCGAAGUGUAUCUGUACUGUAUUGCUCUGAACGAGGGUAAAGCCCCUUUGGUGGAAGGAAGCAUCAUCGGCAGUAUAUUUGCGGGUAUUCUUCUCCUCCCCGGAUUGUCGAUGUGUUCUGGGGCCAUCAAACGAAAGACUCAACGAUUCAAUGUCAAAUCCGCCGGCGCAACCUCCACCAUGUUACUCUUUGCUGUGAUUGCGGCUUUCGGUCCCACCUUGUUUUACAAAAUUUACGGAAGCCAUGAAUUGAUCUGCAAAUCAUGUACGACUGCAGAUGAGGACAAUCCAAGAGACUGCCGUCAUUGUUACUUUCGCCAGGUCCCAGCCGUUAGCGACGACUUUUUCGUCCAGGCCGUCCGGCCAUAUUGCUGGUUCGCAGCAGUUCUUCUUUUCUCAUCCUACAUCAUUGGAUUGCUCUUCACGCUGCGAACGCAUGCUGCCAUUAUCUGGAGUACUGACAGCGACGAGAAAAAGCCUCAGCAAGGACAAACCGCUGACGUCAGUCCGAUGGAUACUCGACAACAGAGUGUGGUCAACUCGCAGACUCUGCAAAACGCGAGCCCGAAUGGGUCUUAUGUCCCCAGAUCUGCGAUCAGGGAGUCGCAGCUGUAUAGACGGAUCCUAGGACAGUCUCUGCGGUCGGCCGGACUCGCAGACGUUGAUGGUCCUGAUCGAGAGGCAUCAAAUGCAGCCAAGGCAGAUGGGCAUCUUCACGCGGUUGACCAUCCAACAAAAGGCGAUUUACCUCACGUCGUGCCACCGAAAUCCAGUCACGGAUCGGAAACCGUCCGCAGUCCGGUCCUGUGGCCUGUCGUACCCGGCUUGUCGGAGGAAGACAACAACAAUCUUGUUCGACAAGUUGCUGAGAUGGCCGCCACGGCGGCGACGGUCGCGGCGAGAGAUGCGGUCAAUCACCCUCGUACGGCAUCGUACCAGGCAACACAUGCGUACAAAGGCGACAAACCCGACAAAACCAGCAGACCGUCGGUGACCCGCCGGGACACUACCAUGGAGGAAUCAUACGUGAAUCCCGCAGCGGAGCAGGCUGUCCAUGCUAGUGGCGAAGGCGGGGGGCAUAACGCCCCGAAUUGGUCGCGGACAAAGUCGUACGUUAUCCUGUUGACGGCGACAGUGGCAUACGCCGUUGUUGCUGAGAUUCUGGUCAACACGGUGGAUGUUGUGCUAAAUUCGAUUGACAUUGACGAGAAGUUCCUCGGGAUCACAUUGUUUGCAUUGGUACCAAACACGACGGAGUUCCUGAAUGCGAUAUCGUUUGCCAUGAACGGCAACAUUGCACUGAGCAUGGAGAUUGGAUCAGCCUACGCGUUGCAAGUGUGCUUGCUUCAGAUCCCAGCCUUGGUCCUCUUUUCGGCGGUUUCAGGGCGAUUUUAUGAUCCGACUGACCUCAUUGAUCACACCUUCAAUCUCAUCUUCCCGCAAUGGGACAUGGUCACCAUCAUCUUAUGCGUGUUCCUUCUGAGCUACAUGUAUGGCGAGGGGAAGAGCAACUACUUCAAAGGUAGUAUUCUGGUGAUGACCUAUCUUGUGGUCAUUAUGGGCUUCUACUUCAGCGGAUUCACCACGAUGAGCAGUAUGGGAGGAAAUCUAAAUGACACCUUGGCCAUCAUGCCAAGCAUGGCGUGGCAGCAGAGUGGCCUUAGAACCGUUGGCACUACCCCAGUUGUGGGCGGAAGGGAGUUGUGA